UCUGCUGAGUCUUGCUGUUUGUUGCCACCAUAUCAUCAAGUAACAUGAGUUAGUCAGCUGUUUGAAGCAAUAUGUAAACAUUUGCUAGUUACUAACAAUCAUCUCCAGGUACCAAUUUACGUGACAAUAAUUUUGUGCUUUAUGUGACUUUAAAGUGUGUAUUAAUUUUCUACUUAAUGUUACUAAAAUUCAAUUACAAUUAGAGUUUUUCCUAUUCUCCAAAGAUUUAAAAUAUAAUUUUGGACUCACUUGUUCUCUUGUCUUCACGUGACUCUUGUUUCCUUUGAUUAAAUUGGUGAUCACCUUAAUCAACAUCUUUGCCAACAAAAAAAACUCAUCAAUUUUCCCGGUUACCAGUUAUUUAUACUCAAAUGAUCAUUAAGUGUCUCAAUUUCUUUACCCUGUGAUUCUCCAUCGGCAAAUGUGAAAUAAUAUUAUGGAUUUUAACUGAAAUAAUUUUCCUCUCACAUGUAUCCGUUCAAUUAUCUGCUCAUCAUUUUCUUUCCUGCAAAGAAUAUGAAUAAGCAAGAUCACAUCAGCAAGAUAAUCAAGAUCAUGCAUUGAUCAAUACCUUCGUUAGUCUAUCUCAUGAUUCUACAUCUAACUCGACGAUUAAUCGGGCUCAACAUUCACAUUUUGUUAACUCAACAAGUCUGGUUCCACAAGCUCGCCAACAUGUCUACUUCACCAUCUCUUGUAACGAAUUUUUCCCAGCAAUUACAAAGUUUCAAAUUGCCAUUCUAUUCGAUUGAAAUAUUUCCCCCUUCAACCGAGUCUGGAUUGAAUAAUUUGAAAAAUUUUCUAAGUGACAUUCGAAAAUAUCGCCCUUUAUUUUGUGCCAUUACCUCUAAAAGUACUUCAAGAACAUCGGAAAACGAAACUGGAUCUCGCUUUGAAUUGGCUCGAAUGAUUAUUAAAAACUAUGGAUUCGACAUUUUACUCCACUUAACUUGUUCCGAUAUGAUGGACUCAAAUCAAGGUCGAAAAAUUUUGAGUGAAGCCAAAAAAAGUGGAAUCAAGUAUAUUUUUGCCUUACAAGGAGACAAUUUCAAACCAGCUGAACCAAGGGAAUUUAAUCAUGCAAUCGACAUAGUAAAGUUCAUCCGAAAAGAAUUUUCAAAUGAUUUUAUCAUUGCUGUUGCUGGUUAUCCUGAUGGUCACCCAUCGUCGCCAUCUUUUAAGCAAGAUAUCGCACAUUUGAAAGCCAAAGUGGAUGCCGGUGCUGAUAUUGUCAUUAGUCAAUUUUUCUUCAAUGUUGACACUUUUGCCAAGUUUGUGAGAUGUUGCCGCUCAGCUGAUAUUAAAGCCCCCAUUUUACCAGGAAUAUUUACAUUUUCAUCUUAUAAAUCCUUUACACGGAUGAUAAAUACAACAAAGGUUCCUGUCUCUAACGAACUGCUGAUGAAAAUUGAAAGCAAAUCCCAAGCAGAUCAACAAAUCAAACAAUUUGCCAUUAAAACAUCUACUCAACUGUGCCUUAACCUAGUAAAUCAAGGACUUUGUCCUGGGCUCCAUUUUUUCUCUCUCAAUCAAGAUGCCUCCUUACAUGUGAUUGAGAUGGUUGAACCAAUGAUACCAAGGACAACUAUUAACCAACAAUUAUUGCGAUUAUCUGCUCAAUUAGAGGAAUGUGUUCUUCAAUCAGAAACAGUUAUCCAGAAGAAUGCUUCACCAAUUAUCGUCCAAGAAGAAACACCAAAAAUUAUCUGUUGAAACAUAGUAUUACAUUUUAUCAUUAACAAUCAUCAUGAUGAAUUAUAUGCUGAUAAUAUCGAUCAAUAGUGAAAGAUAAAAAAGAAAUUGAUUUUCCCUGAUAAGUCGACCCUUAAACAAAGAUUAAGGCCACCAUUAAAAGGAUCAUUGAUCAUAAUCACAAUCAUAAUCGUAAAUAGAAUCAUAAUCAUCAUCGAAAUUAUCUAGAUUUUCCAUUUGAUCUGAUCAGAUUGAAUCUUGAUAACUUUCAGUCUUUGUAGCUAUGAAUAUUUUGUAAAAAGCAAACAUCAACCAUCUCUGUUAAAGAUUAGAAAAGCCACUCAAAAAAAACAAAACGCUAAAUACGAUGGAAUAUCUAAUAUCAAUAAAUACAAUAGAAUUUUGUAAAUAAAUUUCUCUUUUGUUUAUAUUAGUA
Molecule: messenger RNA, 2128 nt
Organism: Tetranychus urticae (two-spotted spider mite)
Lineage: Eukaryota; Metazoa; Arthropoda; Arachnida; Trombidiformes; Tetranychidae
Biological process (GO): tetrahydrofolate interconversion
Cellular component (GO): cytosol
Molecular function (GO): methylenetetrahydrofolate reductase [NAD(P)H] activity; FAD binding
Source: RefSeq, a predicted model, not a curated record